ACACAUAAGACACAUAACUAUUUGCAUAACAAAAGCCAAACGCAAACCAAUUCACCGCUGAGACGAAGCGCUUCCCUAAGACUCGAGUCAAACAAAUCCAUGAAUCAAAUCCCAAAUGAGACCAGAAAUACAUCGUUUGAAAGGAGUCGAUCAUUCAAAAUGCACCGAAAAAAGCACGACAUCUUUGAGCCGUCGAGCACUCUGGAGUCGACCAGUACUUCCACUUCUGAGUCCACUUCAGCCGAGAGUUAUAAAAGCAAAAGCGAUUCCAACAGAAAGCAAUCAGUUUUGAGUAAAUUCUUACGACUGGGCACUUCUGGAGGCAAUGUCUCGAAAGCCAAACCUCUGGCCUCAAAGUCAGCCAAUUUUUCGGCACAAUUCCCAGAAAUGAAUGGCGCGAUCGUUGCAUACAAUGAUACGACACAUACAAAGUCGACGGCCACUCAGACAGUGAAGUGCGGACCUGAGGACUACGCCACUGUCAUCAUAAAACAGGCCAGUCGUCACGCAUUAGCCAAAAGUGGUUCCCAAACCCAAAGCCAAAGUCAGUCUCAAAAGCAUAAUAAUAAAGACAACGACUGCAGGAAUAUUCGGUGUCAUUGUAUGGAUAGAGAGCUCACUAAUGGCACUAAUGGUAAGCAUUCUCGGGUUAAUAAGUCAUUACAGAAAUGCAAAUAUGCCAACAAAUUAGAGACACAAUCGCCGACCACUCCUAUCGCUUCCAUCACUGCCAUGAGUCCCAUGAAUGCAAUCACUGGGAUCUCUACCCCUAUUGAUGAAUGCCUGCUCUGUAAUUGCAAUCCGGAAACCCAUAAAAUUGAUUCUAAUAGACAGGACUUAACAAACAAUAAUUAUUGGUCUAAAGCUAAUCAGCAGUUUCUCAGACAAUUCAAUGGCUCGAAUGGAUUUGAUUAUAAGAAGACUAUUAAACCAAAUGAUGGAUUAAGUAGUAAUUGUGAUCACAGGACCACCACUUCACCACUUUAUAUGAGAAGUUCCAGUUUUCGCGAGCAUAAAGCCGCGGAUGAAGUGCCUGAGGAUAGAUCCAAAAGCUAUCCAAUGCAUCCGACACCGAAAUUUACUGCCAGUCCUCAUACAACAACAACUCGUUUCAACAACUCUAUGAAUCUCAUUGAAAGGCCUAAAGAUAAUAGAGAUAAUAAAAGCCAAUUAUUGAAUACACGUCUGGAUUCGCAUAAUGACUGCCAAAACAAAUUCACACAGAAUUUCCCAUCGAAUCCUCGCCAAUGCAACGAUAAUAAUAUCUAUAAUCAUAACAAUUAUUGUGUCGAUAACUCAUUGAACGUAAGGCUAGAGAUCGGGUCGACCGCCACCACUAACAUCGAGAACGGCGAUCACACCGGAGAUGAUCAUACAGAUGAUCAUACAGUGACCCAAACCACACACGCAAACGCCACCAAAAUAGUCAACUCUAUCAAUACGAAUAUUCACUCCACGGUCGCCACUGAUGACCAAAUGGAUCCCAAGCACCCGAUCCUCUCAUCGGCCACCACUGUCACCACGACUAUGACAUUACCUAAUAUUUACUCGACUAAUGACAACAAUAAUGAUAUCACUUUCGACACCAAUAUCUUGGACUGGAUUCACACGCCUGACGACGCGGCCGCUCGACUCAAAGACAUGAAACUGUGUAACGAAGACAAUCGCAGGUCUAAUCAUCUGAUGAACAAACAAAACAAUGUGUUGAGCGAUAUCAAGAUCAAUUCAGUGCCACACCUGAGUCCCAUUCGUCAGCGAGUGGCGAAAGCGAAGGCAGAGUUCUUCAACUCCGUGGGUCCUAAGACU
This is a messenger RNA of Oppiella nova, 1806 nucleotides long. NCBI's taxonomy places the organism in Eukaryota, Metazoa, Arthropoda, Arachnida, Sarcoptiformes, Oppiidae. The record is from the annotation of a GenBank genome assembly.